Camelus dromedarius (Arabian camel) is the source of this 2901-nucleotide messenger RNA. RefSeq names its product acetylserotonin O-methyltransferase like (gene ASMTL). Gene Ontology annotation, molecular function: nucleoside triphosphate diphosphatase activity; O-methyltransferase activity. NCBI's taxonomy places the organism in Eukaryota, Metazoa, Chordata, Mammalia, Artiodactyla, Camelidae. The coding region runs from base 133 to 2037 and encodes 634 amino acids. The record is from RefSeq and is a predicted model, not a curated record. The transcript is spliced from 13 exons.
CCGCGGCUCCGAGUGCGCAGGGCUCCGCGCGCGGCGUAGGGAGGCGGGUUCCAGGUGCGGACGCGCGCGCGGGUCGGGGUCGCGGCGGCGCCAUGGUGCUGUGUCCGGUGAUCGGGAAGCUGCUGCACAAACAUGUGGUGUUGGCCAGCGCCUCCCCGCGCCGCCAGGAGAUCCUCAGCAACGCGGGCCUCAGGUUCGAGGUGGUCCCUUCCAGGUUCAAAGAGAAGCUGUGUAAGGCCUCAUUCCCCACCCCCUCCGCAUACGCCGUGGAAACCGCCAAGCAGAAGGCCCUGGAGGUGGCCAGGAGGAUGCACCAGAAAGACCUACGGGCCCCCGACGUUGUCAUCGGAGCAGACACCAUCGUGGAUCUGUCACGUGGAUGGUGCAGUUUUCACAGACAGUCUUAGGGGAGAAGUGACGCCGCCCCUCCCGUUUCUCCUGCAGACGAUCGGGGGGCUGAUCCUGGAGAAGCCGGUGGACAAGCAGGACGCCUACCGCAUGCUCUCAAGGCUGAACGGGAAAGAGCACAGCGUCUUCACGGGCGUGGCCAUCGUCCACUGCAGCGACAGAGACGGCCGGCUGCACACCGAGGUCCUGGACUUCUACGAGGAGACCACGGUGAAGUUCUCGGAGCUGUCGGAGGAGCUGCUGCGGGAAUACAUCGACAGCGGGGAGCCCAUGGACAAGGCGGGAGGCUACGGCAUCCAGGCCCUGGGCGGCAUGCUGGUGGAGCACGUCCGCGGGGACUUCCUCAACGUGGUGGGCUUCCCGCUGAACCACUUCUGCAAGAAGCUGGCGCAGCUGUACCACCCGCCCCGCCCCGGGGACGUGCGGGGGGCCGAGCGUGACUCCAUCCCCGCCGUCGACACCUUCGAAGACCUGAGUGACCUGGAGGGCGGCGGGGGCUCGGACCCGGCUUGGGGCGGCCGGGGCGGCCGUGGGGGCGAGGAGGCGGGCGGAGCCCCACCCCAGGCCCCGGGCCCUCGGGACGCGGAUCUUAACGGGGCGGCGGAGGAGAAACGGCCCCCGUUCCCCACCGGCCUCCUGGAGCUGAUGGAGGGCUUCAAAGCAUCAAAGGCCCUGUUCACGGCAUGCAAGCUCAACGUGUUUGACGUGUUGAGAGACCAGGGGCCCCUGAAGGCCGUGGAUAUCGCCCGCAAAAUCAACGCCUCCGUGUGCGGGACCGGGCGGCUGCUGGAAGCCUGCGCGGCCCUGGGCUUACUGCACAAGACGGACGCAGGUUACAGCAACACGGAGGCCGCAGACCUGCACCUGGUCUCCGACGGCGCACACUCUCUCCACGGCCUCGCCGUGUACAAUGACAGUCACGUCUGGGACCUCUUCACUCACCUGGACCUGGCCGCCCGGGACGGAGCGGAGCAGGCCCGCGGGGCUUCAGGGACGAAGGCGGAACGCCUGUUUCAGAGCGCGGAGACGACACUGCUGUUCAUGAGGGCCAUGCACGGCCUCAGCAAGCUGACCGCGCGUGACGUGGCCACGGCCUUCGACCUGUCCCGAUUCACCUCUGCCUGCGACCUGGGAGGCUGCACGGGCGCCCUGGCCCACGAGCUCGCCCGGGAGUACCCACGUCUGCAGGUGACCGUGUUCGACCUCCCGGACGUCAUUGAGCACGCCAGGGGCUUUCAGCCCGACGGACAGCGGACGGAGCACGUCCGCUUCGUGCCAGGCGACUUUUUCACAGACGCCCUCCCGAGAGCACAGCUGUACGUCCUUUCCAGAGUCCUGCACGACUGGCCGGACGACAGGGUCCACCACCUACUGAGCCGGAUCUCCAGCUGCUGCGAACCAGGCGGCGGCGUCCUGGUGGCGGAAGCGGCGGCGAUGGAGGAGGAGGAGGCGGCGGCGGCUCGGAGGCGAGGGCUGCAGCCCCUGGGCCCGCUGCUGCUGGGCGCGGGGCGGCCCCGGAGCGCCCGCGAGCUCGGGCAGCUGCUGCAGCGACACGGCUUCAGGGACGUGCGGGUGGCGCCCGCGGGGGACCUGCUGCGCGUGGUCCUGGGCACCCGGGCCGCGCCCUGAGUUGGGGGGGAAUCGUCCCGGGAGCCCCGCGGACCCCCGUCCGGGCGGGGAAGGCUCCCCGCAGCGCGGGCGUCCCGGGCGGAUUAAAGGAGGCCGCAAGGAAGCACCGAGGUCUCCGCGCGUCCUCCGUGCGUCGCCGCGCGCGCAGCCUCGGCGGCGCUGCGGGCCCGAGCGCCCGGGACCCCAGCUGCUGCCAGCGCCCCGCUGCUGCCCUCGCUGCGUCUCAGCCUGUGCGGACGCCUCGGUGUGUCUAGACCCCACUUGCCCAUCUUUCACCCCCAUUCCUGUGCGCCCUGUGCCCUCCCGACUGCCGUAUGCAGCGGGUCACGUCCCUCACCCUCAGGAACCCUGGACCGCGGGGCCGCCGCCCCGGUCAACGGCUAAACCUUAUCCGCGAACGCAAACGAGUGGCAGUUUACGGGGUUGAGAUUGUUCACAGCGAGUGUCCCCAACGUUCCCAUUUGAGGCUAAGUCGGCUUUGUAUUCAGUAACAGAUCUGUUUUCGCCAAGAGGAGACCAGUACGAAACCUUUUUUUGUAUGUUAGGCAGCAGUAAGUGGGUAGCAACUUCUACACUGACAGCUUGUAAGUUAUUGUUAGGAAAAACAUCCCGUCAACGGUGUGCCUUCAAAUCGGCCCCCUCUGUGUGUUGACAUACCCGGUGUCCUUUCAGCUAAAACCACCAGAGACCGUUAGAUAGAGACAGACCCCUUCGAAGAAGAGAUGUUUAUAUAAAUUAACUUUCUCUAUAUAGGAAUGUAUUUUAUAAGCUAUGUAUGUUUUAUAUAUGUGACUAGCUACAUGUUUGUAAGUUACAUAGUACUACACACACACACCCACACACAAAUACAUAAUUUUGAAUGGA